Colletotrichum acutatum is the source of this 1161-nucleotide messenger RNA. RefSeq names its product Alpha/Beta hydrolase protein. Bases 1 to 1161 code for a protein of 386 amino acids. The transcript is spliced from 2 exons. Gene Ontology annotation, molecular function: lipase activity. Lineage: Eukaryota; Fungi; Ascomycota; Sordariomycetes; Glomerellales; Glomerellaceae. The record is from RefSeq and is a predicted model, not a curated record.
AUGUCGAUAUCGAGACCGCAGCUUUCGCUGUGGGAGAAGAGGGACUUGGUCUUUCGUUUGCUAUUCCGUGCUCCGAUACAAUUGGCGUGGAACUUCUUCUAUGGCAUCCCGUUCGCUAUCGCGAGAGGCGUUUCGAUCCGCUUCUUUGCCUUCUGCGCCUAUUACCGAUUCGCCUUGGGGUCGAUGAGAGCACGCGAGAUUCAAUUCCUCAUCCCUCCUUCAAUCAAGACGUACGAGAAAUGGAUCGCGAAAAAGCAGAAGCGUCAUCCAGAGCUCGGGGACAAGCUGCAGAAGAAAAUCGAGACCCUCCCUGCUAAUGACGGCUCGAUCUUGUGGAUCGGCAAUCGCCAAAAGGCCACAAAGUUUGUCCUGUUCUUCCACGGCGGUGGAUACGUGGUGCCCCUUCUACCUGGACACCUCGACUGGUGCUGGAACGCGUAUGUCACCGGCGGUCCUGGAGCUCACGCAGAGGUUGCCGUUGCUGUCUUGCAGUACACCCUCGUCCCCGAAGCUCGGUAUCCCACGCAACUCCGUCAGGCGAUCGCGGCGCUCAACCAGCUGAUUCUCUCUGGCAUCAAACCCAACGACCUCCUCAUCGGCGGCGACUCGGCCGGAGGCAACCUGGCGUGCUCCGUCGUUCGCCACAUCUGCCACCCAUGCCACCUCGAGAUCCCAGCCCUGCGCUUGGAGAACCGCCUCGCAGGUGUGUUCCUCGUGUCACCCUGGCUCAGCAGCAAGACGACAACGCCCGCGUUCACGGAAAACAACUACGUCGACAUGCUUACUACGACGUGUAUGUCCCGCGCCACAGCCGAGCUCCUCCACCCGCGGUUCCCCGUGCGAAACAAGUCCGACGAGAGCGACCUCGCCAUGGCGAUGCCGAUGGACGGCGACAUGGCGUGGGUGGAUGAGAUCUCCGCAGCGACUAAGAGCCUGUACGUCACUGGAGGUCAGCAGGAAGCUUUCAGAGAUGACAUUCGAGCGUUCUCGGAGCACGUCAGCUGUGGAAAUAACGAUCUGGAUCUUCUAGUCGAAUUGCCGGAACGCGAGGCUCAUGAUUUCAUCUUGCUUGAAGGUCAGACGGGUCGGGUGGGCGAUGCGACGGUGAGGAUGAGAAAUUGGGCUAGUUCACAGUUGGGCACCGGGCGCGCGUCAGUGUAA